AUGGCAGUUGCUGUAUCGCAUCCGCUAGAUCUCAUCAAGGUGCGAAUGCAGAUGGAUGGCGGACCUGGACAAGGAACGCUCAAGACGGCUAAGACGGUUAUUCGGGCUGAAGGUCUAUCAGGGCUAUAUAGUGGACUGUCAGCAGGGCUUAUGAGGCAGUUAACGUACGGAUCUGUUCGCAUCGGCCUCUACGAAUCAAUCAAAGAUAUAUGCAAGGAGAAAGACGUCACUCUAAACGCACCUGCUCUAGCCCUAGUAGCCGGAUGCAGUGGCUUCAUAGGGGCUCUAUUCGGUACUCCGUGCGAUAUCGCGAAUAUACGCAUGCAAAAUGACCGAUCGCUUCCGCCUGGCUCCCGACGCAAUUAUGCCCAUGUCUUUGACGCCUGGGUUCAAAUGAAACGCCACGAGGGCUGGAGAUCGUUUACUCAGGGGCUGUGGCCCAACUGCUUUCGCUGUGCGGCCAUGACGAGCUGUCAGUUAGCAUCCUACGAUGUCUUCAAAGGCUUGUUGAUGCGCGUUACGGGCACAAAGGGAGAGCAUCCUGCCGUUCAUGUAUCUGCCUCUCUACUGGCAAGUCUUGUUGCGACUACGCUCUGCAGUCCGAUAGAUGUGAUCAAGACGCACUUGAUGGGAAGCUCUGGACAAGGGUCUAGUCUCAAUACUAUUAGGGAAUUGACUAGCACCGAAGGAGUCAAGUGGAUAUUCCGUGGAUGGACGCCUAGCUUUGUCAGGCUGGGUCCCCAGACUAUGGCUACGUUGGUUUUGCUAGAGGAACAUAAGAGGCUGUAUAGAGUGGUGAAAGGGGUUGACGGCGGGUCCUUGUAA
This is a messenger RNA of Aspergillus melleus, 825 nucleotides long. RefSeq names its product Mitochondrial dicarboxylate transporter. The coding region runs from base 1 to 825 and encodes 274 amino acids. The transcript has 4 exons. NCBI's taxonomy places the organism in Eukaryota, Fungi, Ascomycota, Eurotiomycetes, Eurotiales, Aspergillaceae. The record is from RefSeq and is a predicted model, not a curated record. Gene Ontology annotation, biological process: succinate transmembrane transport; thiosulfate transport; oxaloacetate transport. Gene Ontology annotation, molecular function: succinate transmembrane transporter activity; malate transmembrane transporter activity; thiosulfate transmembrane transporter activity.